This is a messenger RNA of Manihot esculenta (cassava), 1146 nucleotides long. Its product is annotated as bidirectional sugar transporter SWEET10. The coding region runs from base 85 to 924 and encodes 279 amino acids. The record is from RefSeq and is a predicted model, not a curated record. The transcript is spliced from 6 exons. NCBI's taxonomy places the organism in Eukaryota, Viridiplantae, Streptophyta, Magnoliopsida, Malpighiales, Euphorbiaceae. Gene Ontology annotation, biological process: carbohydrate transport. Gene Ontology annotation, cellular component: membrane. Gene Ontology annotation, molecular function: sugar transmembrane transporter activity.
AAGUAAACACAACCACGUUUCUAUUGAGAAACUUGCUUUUUGAGGCUGUGAGACCUUUCUCUUCUGUUAUUAGUAAGCAGAGAGAUGGCCUUACACUUGACAUGGGCGUUCGUUUUCGGCCUUUUAGGUAACAUCAUCUCCAGUCUGGUCUGCCUCGCUCCCGUGCCAACUUUUUAUCAAAUUUGCAAGAAGAAAACAAGCGAAGGGUUUCAAUCUAUUCCCUAUGUGAUUGCAUUGUUGAGUGCCAUGCUUUGGCUGUUCUAUGCAGUGUUUGCAGAAGAUGCCACUCUUCUCAUCACCGUCAACACAUUCACAUUUUUACUGGAAAUUGCCUAUCUUGCUUUGUACUUUUUCUAUGCCACCAAGAAGGAUAAGAUUCUCACUGCGAAACUUGUGUUCCUGUUCAAUGUUUUUGGAUUCGGCAUCAUAAGUAUCGUAGCUAUGUUCAUAUUACAUGGCAAACAACGUGUCAACGUCUUGGGAUGGAUUUGUAUGAUUUUCGCUCUAUGCGUAUUUGUUGCACCUCUUGCGAUUGUGAGAAAAGUUAUAAAAACCAAAAGCGUGGAGUUCAUGCCAAUUUCUUUAUCUUUCUUCCUCACAUUGAGUGCAGUCAUGUGGUUCUUAUAUGGUUUUCUAAGAAAAGAUUAUUUCGUUGCUAUUCCAAAUGUAUUGGGAUUCAUAUUUGGCAUGCUCCAAAUGCUGCUUUAUGCAAUAUAUCGGAAACCCAGGAAAUCCUUGGAGAAGCCAACACUUAAUAAUGAAUCAUUUGAACACGUUAUUGAGGUUGCAAAGCUGGGUGCAGAAGCUUGCUGCGAGCUGAACACUGAAGCCAAGGAUGAAAAUGACCAUGAAGCUGAAGAUAAACAUGUCAAGGAACAGCCCAAGCAAAUCAAUCAAGACAAUGAUCUCUCGGACACUGUUUAAUAUAAAUUUUAACUUUUUAACAACCAAAUUAAGAGACACAGCUCUUUUUCGAUCAAUCAAUCCCAGCUGGAAUGUCCAAUAUCACAAUUAUUGAAUGUUCAAUAUUAUAAUUAUCUCAGGUAUCUGUAUCUCAGGUAGAUAGCUUGUACUUUUAUAUGAGUAUUUUGGUCUGUAAGAAAAUAAAAUAUAUAUUAAGAUUACAUCAUGACUCUUUAAUUUUCA